AUGAAGCGCUUCUCGCUCCCGCAUCCCGUCGGGGAGCAGAUCUCUUGCGUGUUGUGGUCGGGGAGGUACUACAUCACGGGCACAGACAUCGUCCGUGCUCUCGUGUUCAGGUUCGACGCCUUCGGACGGCCUGUCAAGAACAUGAAAAAGUUUGAAGAGGGCGUCUUUAGCGAUCUUCGCAAUCUCAAGCCAGGCAUGGACGCGUCUCUCGAGGAGCCCAAGUCCCCGUUUCUUGAUUUGCUGUUCAAAUAUCAGUGCAUUCGCACGCAAAAGAAGCAAAAAGUGUUCUUCUGGCAAUCAGUGCCCCACGACCGCCUCUUCCUGGACGCGCUCGAGCGCGACCUCAAGCGAGAAAAAUCUGGCCUGGAGCCAACCUCCGUGGUCGCCGGCGAACCUGCCCUCUCAUUUACGUAUGACUCACAGCGGAGC
Messenger RNA from Coniophora puteana RWD-64-598 SS2, 429 nucleotides. RefSeq names its product STE-domain-containing protein. The annotation marks the transcript as partial. Gene Ontology annotation, molecular function: DNA-binding transcription factor activity. NCBI's taxonomy places the organism in Eukaryota, Fungi, Basidiomycota, Agaricomycetes, Boletales, Coniophoraceae. The record is from RefSeq and is a predicted model, not a curated record. The transcript is spliced from 3 exons. Gene Ontology annotation, cellular component: Ste12p-Dig1p-Dig2p complex; nucleus; Tec1p-Ste12p-Dig1p complex. Gene Ontology annotation, biological process: regulation of DNA-templated transcription; sexual reproduction.